Messenger RNA from Zea mays, 976 nucleotides. Its product is annotated as CBF1 interacting corepressor. NCBI's taxonomy places the organism in Eukaryota, Viridiplantae, Streptophyta, Magnoliopsida, Poales, Poaceae. The record is from RefSeq and is marked validated. Bases 91 to 693 code for a protein of 200 amino acids. The transcript has 5 exons.
GCAGAACGAAAGGGAUCUCCGGUCCCCAGGCCCCGGCUCCUCCCCUUCCGAUUCCAAUCUGGUCUCGCCGGGCCUGGCGGCGAGGGAGAGAUGGGGAAGAACCAGGCGUACAAGGCGAUGCAGCGGGCGCGGUUGGGGUCCUCGUCCGGCGCGCCGGGCGCCGCCGACGCCCCCGAAGACGGCAUGACGGACGGUUCAUUCCAUUCUCCAGAGUGGCAUGCGGCGCGCCUGGCCAGCCUUAACAAGACGCACACCCUCACCUGGGAGGAGUUCAAGAAGAAGCAGAAGGAAGAGGAACUGAAAAGGGGCGAGCUGGAGGCUGACAAAGACAAAAUGAUGAGAGAGUAUAGAGCUCAACUGGAUGCUGAAAGAGCUCAAAAGCUAGCAAACGGAAGAAAUCACUCAAGGUCAAACUCAAAAUCAUCAUCUUCCAAGAAAGAGAGGAAGGAUAAGGACGCAAAGAAAAGAAGUAAAAAGAGGAGAAAGCACAAAAGUUCAUCAGAGUCAAGUUCCAGCUCAUCUUCAGAAUCUUCAAGCAGCGACGAUGAGGAUAGGGGUUCAAGGAAGUCCAGAUCACGGUCGAGAUCAAAGAGAACAAGGAAGGAAAAGAAGAGCCGGUCAAGGUCCAAGCGCAGAGGCAGUGAAAGCGAGGAGGAAGGCCCGGUACGCCUCUCUAAAUUCUUCGGGAAGUAAGGAGUAGACGCCGCUGUACCCAAGACGCCUUUUUCAUUUUGAAACGUAGAUUGGUGGGUUUGGAUGUAUCAUUCAACACAAAUUACUUCUGAAGGUUGAGCGAGCCGUUUACCAUGGUGUUCUCAAUAUGAUGCUCAGCUGUUAAGAGGGUCUGGUCAAGUUGUGUGGCUUCUAAAAACUUUGUAAGCAACUGGUAAGUCAUUGUUAAAUCGCUGUACCUUGGAGGAUUUGAUGCCAUAUAUUUGAGACAUUGAACUGCUAUAUUUAUGUUAAGACUUUACAU